Molecule: messenger RNA, 1265 nt
Organism: Clunio marinus
Lineage: Eukaryota; Metazoa; Arthropoda; Insecta; Diptera; Chironomidae
Source: the annotation of a GenBank genome assembly
GAUUUGUUUUAACCAGUUUUUCACAAUCAGAUUUUGCUUGACGUUUUUCAAUAAUUUAAUUUUACACAUUUUGAUGGAUAAAAGGUUGGGGUUUGAGACUUUGAACUAUGAAAUAUUCCAAUCACAAAUAAAGUCGAGGUAUAAAUCAAAGAUUUUUAUUGGAGUUUUCCAAGAAAAACGUCUUUGUGAACCUUUGAAAUGCUAUCGAGACUUAGUUAUAAUAAACGAAAAAUCAGAAAAAGAGUUUGCAGAUGAUCUGAAACGUUUAAUUUCUGAUUUUGAAAGAAAUAUUGCUGGUCAAGUAGUUAUAGGAGUAAGAAAAGUUGACGAAAAAUACCAAAUAUUCACAGAACUGGACGAUGAAAUUCCGUUCGGCAAAUUUUGGUUUCAAAUAAAAACUGUAAAGUUUAGACUCAACGAGAUUCAGAUAAAAUUAAAAUGUUUGAGAUCAAUUGAUGACGGGGAUACCAAAAGUUUUGCAGAACUUCUUAAGUCAACAACCAAAGCAACAAAUGCAGAAAAUCCAAAAGAACUAAAUGACGAAAAAAUAAAUACUAAUGAUGCAAUCGAACCAUGGAAAAUUUUAUUAGAUUUCUGGAAACGUGAAAUUUCCGCUUUUAUCGCAUUUAUUCUAUCAAUUUCCAUAAAUCGAACGACAGUAACAGAAUUUUUUCGAUUUGUUUUUCUUGUGAUUGUUUCCCUCAUCAGUAGUUUAUCAGAAAUCAUUAAAUACGUCGGUAUUUUCACAAUAAAAUUUAUUGAGCGAACGACUUGGCUCAUUCAUGUUUUAACACCAAUUGCAUUGGUUCUUGUUGAUUUAUGUUCAAAAGUAAUUGGUGGAUUUUAUUUACUCAUUGCUAUGAUCUGGAAGGAUUCUAUCGGUGGAGCUCGAAGGCAACCUCCUAAUUAUGCUAUAGAAGGGAGACCUGAUCGAAACCGACAAGCAAUUCAAUACCGAAAUAACCAAUAAGGAGAAAUAUUUUGAUAUUGCACCGCUUACAAUUAUAAGUCAUACUCUCCUUAUAAAUAUUAGAUAUUUUCGAUAUUUUUGUAUUUGCAUUGCUGACAUUUUUUUAUGUGUUUGACUUCAAAGCACCAAGCAAAGAAUAAUUUUUUAUUAACUCAAUUAAAGUGGAGAUCUUUAUGCCCAGAUUUUUUUUAAAACGCUCAAAGUAUUGUAACUAACUCUUCAAAACUGAAGAAUUUCAACUGUAAUAAAAUUUUAUUACUUUUUAAUGAUGCAUGGUAAAUAAAUCAAAAAGUUU